This is a messenger RNA of Penicillium daleae, 1527 nucleotides long. RefSeq names its product fungal specific transcription factor domain-containing protein. The coding region runs from base 493 to 1527 and encodes 344 amino acids. The transcript is spliced from 5 exons. The record is from RefSeq and is a predicted model, not a curated record. Lineage: Eukaryota; Fungi; Ascomycota; Eurotiomycetes; Eurotiales; Aspergillaceae.
AUGAAUUCCACACCAGGUGGCCUGGAUCGCGUAGCUCUGGCAGAGCGGCGGAAACGACUUGCUGCCACAGAAUCCACGGUAGCCGAGCAGGUGAGCCCGCAAAGACGUGCGAUUUUUCAACAAGGCCCAGAAUGCAUAUCUCAAUUCUCUGCGGAGGUCCCUGGUAGCUACGGCCUGCUCAACGAGAACGGCCUGCUCAACGAGAUCAGCAUUAGCGAUGGCUGGUCUGGUAUAAAUUCCCCGGCAGCGACCCAAUUUGCUGUUGGCAAUAUCGAGAAUGAUCCCUUGAUCGAUGCCUAUUAUAAGAACUUUCACACGCUCCACCCGUUCCUGCUACCUCAACGACACUUCACCAGACUUUGCCAAGACCCGAUCCGGCAGGUCAAUUUCACCCCCCUUAUUGCUGUCAUGCGGCUAGUUGGACAUAUCUUCACAUCGCACGAAUGAGCCGACGAUCCUGUUUUACAGGAAUGUUGGAGAAGGACGUGGUGGAUGCUCUACCUUGUGGACGGAUACUACACUAGAACCCUCGGAACCAUGAACUUUGCGGUUGCUAAAAUUGACGCUACGGUGGAUCUGCUAUGUGAGGAGUCAGAAUAUGAAUCAGGCCAUAUUCCCGCGUCAAAAAGCCUUCAGGAUUUUGACUGUCGCGAAUUUACCUCCGAAAGCACAUUCUCAUCUUUCGCGUAUCUCAUCGGCGCUGUACGCUGCGCGGCAUUGGCAAUAUCGUCAGCGCCAAAGAUUGCAACCAUAGAAGACUCAAUACAUAUUAUUCAGGCUGCCGACUCCAGUCUUGAUGGCUGGCGGCUUCUAUUACCGGAGAAUCGCAAACAUGUCAUCAGCAAAACAGGAGAAGUCGACGAGCUUAUGUUUCAGGCACACCUAGUCAUCAAUGUUGCGACGAUUGGAUUGCAUAGGCCGUUCUCAGACCUCAAAUUCAACACCGUGGAGGAUAUCUCAAGCUGCGCUCGAGAACCACCUCUGGAUACACCUACACCCGAGCUCAUCCAUAUGCACACAUUACGAGUCUUGCGGUCUGUGAACGCACAAAUCCGCCUUUUAGCGCUCCCAGUUCGACAGUUCCACCAUACCCCUUUUACGACCUGCAUGGUCAGCGAGGGAACGCUGGCGCUCCUCUCGGCCUGCAAAUUUCUGUUCAACGGUGAAGACUUGGCAACCGCAAGAGAACAGCUUCGCAUGAAAAUCGGUUGUCUCAAGGCAUUGGGUGAUAUCUGGCCGCGGGCAGCGAGGAAUGUGCGAGAGAUCCAAAUCAUCGCUCAGCACGUGUUGGGAAUUCAGUCCAGCGCUGCAAGUAAAAGUAGCACUCCCAGCUCCAAUGCAGUGCCGCUCCUCUAUCGAGGUCAAGGCCAGAGAAGUCAUGGUUCGGACGGUGACAUAUCCUGCAACGACACCGGUAUUCCUUCUUCACUCCAUUCUACCGAGGAUCUUUGUGGAUGGUACAAUCUUAGGGAUCUUGCUGAGCUUGGGAGUUUGGAUGAUCUUCCGAGGGGAAGAAUUAGUGACUGA